AUGGAGGCCGCCGCCGGCGCCACCGCAGGCUCAAAGCUCGAGUUCUGGGGGCGGGGCCAUCGCAGCCUCAUCGGGGAGCAGCGUCGCCAGGGCGGCGCCGACGCGGCCGCCGAUUGUCAGCCGCGCUACGGCGGGCAGCAGGCGCGCGGCCGCGGCGACGCGCUUCCACCAGAGAGCGAGCCGCGGCGUGCCAGCGCGACGGCGAGCCUCCCGUCGUUCACGUACAACCGGUCGGUGAAGCACAACGUGACGGGCGGUGGCGCCGGCGAGGAGGCGGCGACGUGCUCGGUGUGCCUGGGCGCGUUCCAGGACGGGGAGACAGUGCGGCUGCUGCCGGUGUGCCUGCACCUGUACCACGUCGAGUGCAUCGAUCCGUGGCUGGAGGCGCACUCCUCGUGCCCGAUCUGCCGGACACGCCUGGAGCCGGCAGUGGACGGCGGCCUUCUGCCGCCGGUUUAA
Messenger RNA from Panicum virgatum (switchgrass), 459 nucleotides. RefSeq names its product RING-H2 finger protein ATL39-like. Lineage: Eukaryota; Viridiplantae; Streptophyta; Magnoliopsida; Poales; Poaceae. Bases 1 to 459 code for a protein of 152 amino acids. The record is from RefSeq and is a predicted model, not a curated record. The transcript is spliced from 2 exons.